Messenger RNA from Doryrhamphus excisus (bluestripe pipefish), 2308 nucleotides. RefSeq names its product delayed-rectifier potassium channel regulatory subunit KCNS1. Gene Ontology annotation, biological process: potassium ion transmembrane transport; protein homooligomerization; action potential. Gene Ontology annotation, molecular function: delayed rectifier potassium channel activity; protein binding. Lineage: Eukaryota; Metazoa; Chordata; Actinopteri; Syngnathiformes; Syngnathidae. The record is from RefSeq and is a predicted model, not a curated record. Gene Ontology annotation, cellular component: membrane; voltage-gated potassium channel complex.
CAGCCACGCCGCACACGGACUGCCGGCCGUGCACGGUCGUGACGAGGGCGCGCAGCUGGACCCGCGAAGACAAUUAAUUCCUGUUCGUGGACAUAAAAGCUUUGACGAAUGGUCUGGCCGUGACGUCACAUAAUGCUGUGGUGGAGCAUUGGCGCCAAAAGUGAAGCAUGGUGACGGAGCGUCUGCCCUUCCGGGCCCAGCGGGACUCGGAUGAAGGUGUCAUGCACGUGAACGUAGGUGGGCUGAGGCGGAGCGUCUGCCGCAGUGCGCUGAAGAACUUCCCGGACACCAGACUGGGAAAGCUUCUGGAAUGUGACACGGAAGAGGACAUCUUGCAGGUGUGUGAUGACUACGACGGGCAUCAGAAAGAAUUUUAUUUUGACAGGAAUCCUGGAUUGUUCCCAUACGUGCUCAACUUCUACCAGACGGGAAAACUUCACAUCAUGGAGGAAUUGUGCAUCUUCUCCUUCAGUCAGGAGUUGGAGUACUGGGGAAUCAGCGACUUCUUCCUGGACAGCUGCUGCAGCUUCCGUUACCAUGACCGCAAGCUGGAAAGCAGUCAACGUCGCAGCUGGGACGAUGACAGUGACGCCAGCAGCUUGGACACGCUACCGGAUGAGAUUUCCGACCUGAAUAGGGACAUGCAGCACUUCCAGGAGGUGCGCUGCGGGAACAUCCGCAAGUGUUUGUGGCUCACUCUGGAAAACCCGGGAUACUCCAUUCCGAGCAAGCUCUUCAGCCUGCUCUCCAUCAGCGUGGUGCUCACCUCCAUCUCCACUAUGUGUAUCAACAGCAUUCCUGAAUACCAGAUGAUUGACUCUGAGGGGAAUCUGAUGGACGAUCCCACGAUGCACACGCUGGAGGUGUUGUGCAUGUGCUGGUUCACUUUUGAGGUGGUAAUGCGCCUCCUGCUGGCACCAAACAGGAAGAGGUUCUUCCAGCAUCCUCUCAACAUCAUCGACAUGGCGUCCAUCCUUCCCGUCUACAUCACACUGGUCUGCGACAUGGUGCUGGGAACGCCGUCAGAACUCGGAGACUUGGGACGCAUCAUCCAGGUCUUCAGGUUGAUGAGGAUCUUCAGGGUGCUGAAGUUGGCCCGACACUCCACGGGACUGCGCUCGCUGGGGGCCACGCUCCGGCACAGUUACCGUGAGGUGGGCAUUCUGCUGCUCUAUCUCGCCGUGGGAGUGUCUGUCUUUUCUGGAAUGGCCUACACCGCCGAGUACGAGGAGGACGUGGGCCUGGACACCAUCCCGGCAUGCUGGUGGUGGGGGACGGUGACCAUGACCACGGUGGGCUACGGGGACGUGGUGCCCGUGACGGUGCCGGGCAAGCUGGCAGCCAGCGGCUGCAUUCUGGGCGGCACCCUGGUCGUGGCGCUGCCCAUCACUAUCAUCUUCAAUAAGUUCUCGCACUUCUAUCGGCGCCAGAAGGCGCUGGAAGCUUCUGUACGCAACGGCAACAGCAGCCACCGCCGCAGGAAGACACCAAGCUGCGGGGACGAAGAGGGCCAGGAAGGGGCGGGGUCGGAUGAUAAUGAUGUACAAUACGAGGAUGACGGCGGUGGUGUGAUCAACUACAGCUACGUGGAGGCAGAGUCACGUCAGCUGUGACGAGACGCUAAUUUGAUGAGACCUCAGCGUGACAACGACCGAAGAAGAAGCAUAAAAAUAACAAGAUUUGUGUUUAUUCUUUCCACAAAUAAAAGACAUCAAACAUCAGCAGCAGUUUUAAGGCAGCAACAUUUCAACCAAACUCAGCAAAGCACAAGUUUUCGAAAGGACUUCCCUUUGCAUCAAAGCAGUCAAAAUGGCGGACAAGAACGCGCCUCGCUCACGUUUACCAGUUCCAAACACGAGGUUGCCAUAUUGCUCGUGCACGGUGGCGUCCGUAUUUGUGGCGCUCAUGUUAAUCCAGUGUUUCUGACUUGACAGCGUCUCAAAUGCAAUCCUUCCAUCUGUACACUUCGAUAAGUAUACAGCGUACAGUGUGUACUUAGUUCCUGAGUGUGCACAUUUUUGACAGUUUACCGUCAUUGUGGACUUAGCAAGAAUGCCAUUAUUCAAAAUGGCGGCUCUUUAGUACAGUGUUUUUCAACCUUUUUUGAGCCACGGCACGUUUUUUUACAUUGGAAAAAUCUUGUGGCACACCACUAACCAAAAAUGUUACAAAAUGUCACCACGACCUCACACGUGCAUCAAUAAGUCUAUCGGAGGAACAAGGUAGGUGUUGCCACACGGACCAAUAUUACAUUGCUCUGCCAGUCUUUACACCACAGACACUCCACAGUAGCAGAAGAAGAACGCAC